This is a messenger RNA of Gadus morhua (Atlantic cod), 1859 nucleotides long. Its product is annotated as trace amine-associated receptor 3-like. The transcript has a single exon. The record is from RefSeq and is a predicted model, not a curated record. NCBI's taxonomy places the organism in Eukaryota, Metazoa, Chordata, Actinopteri, Gadiformes, Gadidae. Gene Ontology annotation, biological process: G protein-coupled receptor signaling pathway. Gene Ontology annotation, cellular component: plasma membrane. Bases 1 to 885 code for a protein of 294 amino acids. Gene Ontology annotation, molecular function: G protein-coupled receptor activity.
AUGCUGCAUGGCUUCAAUAUCACAGACGCAGGGGGUGUGCCUCUUGCAGUCGAUUUUGACAGUCCUCUGGAUUACCUCAUCUUUAUUUUCCAGCUGUUGCUUGGAACAGCAGCUGUCCUCUUAUCUGGCACCGUAACAAUCGGAAUAUUGGCAACAAAAACACUUCGCAUUCAAAAUAGGUUUAUUUUCAUGGUGAACACUAGCAUUUGUGAUACGCUGGUUGGCUUUUCGGUGUACUACCUCGGUUUGUUUGAUGUAUACGAAGGAUAUCCUCCGAGAAAUGGCACAUAUAAUGUCUUACCCUCAUUUCUUGGGGUCAACAUCCUGACAUUUUUGUUCGCACAGUUUGACAGAUAUUUUGCAGUUUGCUAUCCAUUUAUUUACAGCCGCUUCGUAACGAAACACAUUGUUGUGGGAAUUAAUGUGUAUUGUUGGUUGUAUAACUUUGCCCAUCUACUCGCUCGAAAUGUGAUUCCCCUCUCGAAAGCGACUGAUCUGUUUGUUUUUAGCAUCCUCUCUCUGCAACUGGUGAUACUCACUAAAGUAAUCAUGACAAUAAAACUGUACUUUGUUGCCAAAUACCAGCUUGAGCGAGACCCCCCGGGCGCAGAGAGAGAUAGCAAGAAAGAAUCCUUAAAAAUUAUAUUUUUUGUGGUUAUAAUUUUUUUGCUAUUGUGGAUACCCUCAUUCGUCAAUAUCGUAUUGAGAUUUAUGUUCGGAAUGGGAUUGAAUUUCGUAAACGAGGCCCUAAAUCCUUUUGCCACAUUGGCGCGCCUCAGCGCCGUGUGCACGUCAGCCGUGUACGUGUGGGGCAGUCCGGCGCUGCGUGAGGCCAUGAGGAGGACCGUGUGGGGCCGAGUGUGUCCGAAGUGCAACAGGAGGUGAAGGCAAACGAAUACACCAUAUAAUUGGGCACUGGUAGAAUUGUUUUGUUUCACUUCCUUUUUAGUUGUUUAGGUCCAAAGGCCCGUGGAUUGCACUCAUCGGCAGGCGCCACCCUGGUUUUGAUGGCCUAUGCCUACGCCUCCGCCAAGAAAAAGAAGAAGCGCUGGGCCAAUUUUGAUACAGACGAUGGAUCAACUUGCAGCGCAUCAAACUAACGACCAAACCCCAGGUCUGCUUGUUGGUCUUUUCUGUUUCAGGGGAAUCAACAUCAUAAUGUAUUGCAAACAAAGUAGCAUACACUAAUGAUUGGGAGAAAAAAAAGGUGUUCUUUGUGUAUAUCUCAUGUUCUACCCCUUAGCAUUUAAUUGUUUUGCCUUCACCGACCAAAGGGCCCAAUAUUGGGAAGGGAUUUCUGAUUAAGGUGCGAUUAUUGGUCGAGUAGAAUAUUUUCCUGAAGCAAAAAAUGAAAUUUCAAAUUUUUGAAACGCGAUGAAGUAGGCUGCUUCAGUCCAAUAGCCCAAUAUUAAAUGGGGAGCAACCAUUUCAUACCAUUCUCGUUCAGAAUACAAUGCAUAUGCUUUGAAACUGGAAACGAAUUGGUCUGUAUAGAAAUAUAUAGAGGCUUUCUGUGUCCUCCAAACGCAAGAUGGACAGGGUCAAGAUACCAAUUUGACCUUGUUGAUUAAAAAAGUGAGUAGAAUAUAUUCUCAUCUCCUAUGAUUGUAGAUUACUUCACAACUUCCAAAAACCUAUAAUAUGUUUAAGGAUUAACUUUGUGUGUUUCAAUUACUGCAAUCAGUUGAUGAUUUUCCAAAUCUGAAAAACUAACCUGCAUAAUCUUACUGCUUUCAUGCCAUACAUUGCCCCACACAUUAUAGCUGCGAAAAUGAGCACGCCUUUACUUUACUUUACUUAUAUAUUUUGAAAUGCGUUGUAACCCAAAUACCCUAAAUUAAAUUGCGAGAUAUUUGAAG